Brachypodium distachyon (stiff brome) is the source of this 697-nucleotide messenger RNA. Its product is annotated as 60S ribosomal protein L38. The record is from RefSeq and is a predicted model, not a curated record. Gene Ontology annotation, cellular component: ribosome; cytosolic large ribosomal subunit. NCBI's taxonomy places the organism in Eukaryota, Viridiplantae, Streptophyta, Magnoliopsida, Poales, Poaceae. Gene Ontology annotation, biological process: translation; protein-RNA complex assembly. The transcript is spliced from 3 exons. Bases 16 to 387 code for a protein of 123 amino acids. Gene Ontology annotation, molecular function: structural constituent of ribosome.
UAGAUCCAGGCCCAGAUGGAAGGGCAUUUCCGGAAUCUGCCCUCAUCUAGGGUUUUAUUCCCCAGUGCUAUAAAGCCUCUUCCCCCCUCCCGCCGCAGUUUCUUCUUCCUCUGGGAUCGUUGCAAGCCACCACCGCCGUCGCGAGAAGACCUCGGCGACCCCCUCACCGCCAGGAAGAUGCCGAAGCAGAUCCAUGAGAUCAAGGACUUCCUCCUCACCGCGAGGAGGAAGGAUGCCCGGUCUGUGAAGAUCAAGAGGAGCAAAGAUGUCGUCAAGUUCAAGGUCCGCUGCUCCAGGUACUUGUACACCCUCUGCGUCUUCGACGCUGAGAAGGCAAACAAGUUGAAGCAGUCUCUCCCACCAGGUUUGACCGUCCAGGAGGUCUGAAUAUACAAGCCGACAUCUUGAUGAAGUACCAAAGUUGCCUUCUCGUUGGCAGAGCCUAUGCUCUUAUGUCUUCUCUAGAACUUUUGGACCCUAAGCAAUUAGACAUGUCAGCAUGGAUAUUUGAAUUACCAUAAUGUGGAAAAUGCUCCUUUUUUGUCACUCUGCCCUGUGUUUCAGCUUGUCUCUUGUAUUGUAUGACGAGGGUGUUACAUCUCUGCGUCGCAAUCUUUCAUGGCAUCUGAAACUGCAACGUUUGUUGAUGUAUGCAUCUGAUGUUUCACAAGUUAACCUUAAACUGAACUUUGUUCGA